UUUUUUUUUUCCUUUUAUUAUUCUUAUUAUGAUACUGAAGAGCAUUGUUCUCUUUUCACUCCUUACAAAUUUGAUCUCAGCCCAACAAGCAUCAGACCAUCGCGCUUAUUUCUCUACUAUCCUUCAAAACAAACAUGCUUACAUUAUUGGUGGAUCAGGGACUUCACUUCAAGUGCCUAUCUUGAACUAUACCAAUGGCAUUGAUGUCAAUAAGCCAGAAUGGCUUUCACGUACUGGUCCUUUAGCCAACAGUAGUAUAUUAAAGCCUUUUGAACGAGGUGUUGCUUUUAUGGGCUAUAAUCAACAAGUGUUUGUCCAGGGCGGGAAUGGAACCAGUACAGAAAUGGAACACAUGAUGCGAUAUUCACCCUUAACUGAUGGCUGGGAUAUUCCCUAUCAAAUAGCAGCAGAUCGUCCUGCACCUGCUUAUAUGAUGACAGCCACGGUGAAUGCAAACACCCAUGUUGCUUAUUAUUAUGGUGGUCAGCCAUUAAAUUCCAAUAGUUCUGCUACUGCUGAUUUCACUCGGUUUGAUACAGCGACGGGUGUAUGGUCAAAGAUUACACCCAAUUAUCCAAACGCAUAUCGUCCUGGUCGAUUUGCUCAUUCAGCCAGUAUGAUCAACAACCAGUUAUUCAUUCUGGGUGGUAUAACCUAUCCCAACACAAGUAUGACUAAAGUACAAGCUGACUUUGCUAGUGUCCUUGUGUAUGAUAUUCAAACAAAUACGGCUGCUGCUAUUGCUACCUUAGGUGAUAUUCCAGAACAAAGACAAUUGUUCUCCACUGCACUUGGCUUGGAUGGAAGAUCCAUUGUAAUUUAUGGAGGUGCAGUGUACACAGACACUAAUGAACAUAUACCUGCAUCCAAUGAUGUCUAUGUGCUAGACACUUGUACACUCACUUGGACAAAGAAAUCAGUGGGUGGCAAUGCGCCUGGCUCAUUGUACGCUCACGGUGCUAUCAAUAUCAAUAACUAUAUGGUCCUUUUGAUGGGCAAAACAGAUACUGACAAUUACAAUGAAAGACUCUAUAUCCUUGAUCUCAACCAAUGGAAAUGGGUAAAUCAAUUUGAGGCCACAGAUGAUACAGUGGCUGCUGGUUCUUGUCAAUUCAAUCUUCCCAACUUUAAUAAGACUUCAUUCUCUUCUUUUCAAUAUGACAUGAGUGUAUUGGAUAACCCAUAUCGUCCUCAGAAUGAUAGCAAGAAAUCCACUGGUUUGGGUGUUGGCUUUGGUCUAUUGGGGGGUCUCUUGAUUGUGUCUGGUGUCUGGUGGUAUAGACGCCGUAUCCGCAAAAAGACCAGAACAGCCAAUCCUCGCUGGACAAGCAACAGAGAUCAUGAGCGUGGUUAUCCUUUAUUUGAAUACAACAAGCAAGAAGCAGACCAUCCUGUAAGUACUUAUACAGCCUCAGAUCAUGAACAAUGGGAAGCCAAUCCACCUCAAGAUAUUUGGCGUAGAAUGGAAGGAUUAAAUAAAAAAUAAAUUUAUGCGA
Messenger RNA from Gilbertella persicaria, 1496 nucleotides. RefSeq lists its product as uncharacterized. The transcript has 8 exons. Lineage: Eukaryota; Fungi; Mucoromycota; Mucoromycetes; Mucorales; Choanephoraceae. Gene Ontology annotation, molecular function: protein binding. The record is from RefSeq and is a predicted model, not a curated record. The coding region runs from base 29 to 1486 and encodes 485 amino acids.